AUGAAAAUACAUGAACAUAAAGAUUUUAUAUUAAAAUUAAUUAAACAAUGGUGUUUAAGUAACAAAGAAAACUUUAGUUUAGACGAUUUUCAAUCAAGAGGUGGGGAGAAUUUUAUAUUAAAAUUACAUGAUAAUUAUAGUAAUUUAGAAGCAAUAAUUACAUGUGAAUGUGGUUCAAAUUUCUCAUUCAUGAAAAUGGAUAAUCAAUUUCAAUUAUCAAAUUUUUAUAAACAUAUAAAAAAGUUGAAUUGUUCAUUAAUGAAAGAAUUGGUAAAGAAAGAUGAUAAACAAAAAAGAACUAAUGUUCAAACAUCAUCACCAGUACAAUCACAACCAUUAAUAUUAGGAUUGGGCUAA
Molecule: messenger RNA, 357 nt
Organism: Didymodactylos carnosus
Lineage: Eukaryota; Metazoa; Rotifera; Eurotatoria; Philodinida; Philodinidae
Source: the annotation of a GenBank genome assembly